Molecule: messenger RNA, 1856 nt
Organism: Aspergillus aculeatinus CBS 121060
Lineage: Eukaryota; Fungi; Ascomycota; Eurotiomycetes; Eurotiales; Aspergillaceae
Product: cytochrome P450
Exons: 3
Coding region: 165-1760 (531 amino acids)
Molecular function (GO): iron ion binding; oxidoreductase activity, acting on paired donors, with incorporation or reduction of molecular oxygen, reduced flavin or flavoprotein as one donor, and incorporation of one atom of oxygen; heme binding
Source: RefSeq, a predicted model, not a curated record
AAUCCUAUGCCUAAAUGCCCAUAUUGUACAGGUAUAAAUAAGUAUAUCUGGAACUUGCAGAGACUUUCUUCAGGAUCACCUCAAACUCACUUCAAUACAGCUCAUUUAUUUAUAACCCUACAAUCAGCCAGCCCUUUGCCUUACUUCCAGGCAUCUCCAGCAUCAUGCUGACUCUAAUCACUCUGGUCAGCGGGGCACUGUACCUGACAUAUCAAAUCCUGCGCUCCAUCCAACAAACAUUCAGAAUCCGCAGAACCGCAAAAUCGCUGGGUUGCGAGCCUCCACAAAAGAUCCCAUCGGAUCCUCUCGGUCUCAAGAGUUUUUUCGAACUCGCACGAGCAGCGAAGGACAGCCGCGUAGUCGAAUACAUUGCGGGGUUCUACGAUCAGUAUGGACCCACGUUCAGCUUGACCGGGCUAGGAGGGGUCUCGAUUCUGUCCACUGUUGAGCCUGAGAAUCUGAAAGCCCUUUUAGCCACCCAAUUCCAUGACUUCAGUCUGGGUACCCGCCACCGUGAGUUCUACCCCCUGCUUGGGGACGGCAUCUUCACACUAGAUGGUGCGGGCUGGUCGCAUGCCCGGGCGUUGUUACGGCCGCAGUUCACGCGGGAUCAGGUAAGGCCAGCUCAUAUAUCUCACGCAUCUCAGGGCCCAGAGACUAAAUGCGGACAGGUGGCGGAUCUAGAUCUGAUGGACGGUCACGUCUCCCGACUGAUCGAGCUGAUCCCGAAGAAUGGCAGCGAUUUCGAUAUCCAGCGCCUCUUCUUCCUGCUGACCAUCGAUUCCGCAACGCACUUUCUGUUCGGCGAGUCGGUCAACGCGAUGCACUCCUCCGGCCACGCCGGGGUUCUGGAGAAGACAACUGUCGGGGAUGCACAGGGCUUCGCGGAGGCUUUCAACCUGUCGCAGGAGUACCUUUUCACCCGCAACCGGUUCAUGGGCCUGUACUGGCUGGUCAACCCGAAGGAGUUCCAAGACGCCAACAAGCGCGUGCAUGAGGUCGUCGACCACUACGUCCGACUGGCGCUGGCUUCAAAGAACAACCCGAAUAAGAGUGCGGAUCGAUACAUCUUCGCCGAGGCGCUGGCCGCGGAGACGGACGAUCCGAGGGUCCUGCGCGAUAACAUGCUCAAUAUUCUGCUAGCAGGACGUGACACGACGGCCAGUCUGCUGAGCUCGGCGUUCUUCUACCUGGCGCGUCAUCCCGCCGUCUGGGACCGGCUGCGGCGGGCUAUCGUCGAAGAAUUCGGUGAUCGUGUGCAUCCGCGGGCGAAGAUCACGCAGGCGCGGUUGAAGGAUAUCCCAUAUCUGCGGUAUUUCCUGAACGAGGUCCUCCGUCUGCUGCCCCCCGUGCCACUCAACUUCCGUGUUGCUGUCAAAGACACUUCACUCCCGGUGGGCGGCGGCCCGGACGGCAAGGCCCCCGUGUUUAUUCGCAAGGGCCAGCUGGUCACGUACUCCGUAUAUGCGAUGCACCGGCGGGAAGACCUCUACGGGUCUGAUGCGCGAAGCUUCCGGCCGGAACGCUGGGAGGAGAACGCCAUCCGCGGGUGGGACUUCCUGCCGUUCAACGGCGGACCCCGGAUCUGUCUUGGUCAGCAAUAUGCCCUGACCGAAGCGAGCUAUACCCUGGUCCGCCUGCUGCAGCAUUUCGACCGGAUCGAAAAUGCCGCACCGGCGGUGGAGGAGCCCCGGAUCAUGUCCAAUCUGACUUUGUCGCAUUUACAUGGGGUGGAUAUUCGCCUGUACCCGGCGGCAUAGUAGAAUGUUUUUUUUUCUUUCUGUAUGCGUCGAUGUAUAUGUUGUUUAAGCGAUAUGCAACCCACCUCGUAUCGGGUGAGACAAGUACAUUGCCGC